Messenger RNA from Drosophila eugracilis, 909 nucleotides. RefSeq names its product antigen 5 like allergen Cul n 1. The transcript is spliced from 3 exons. NCBI's taxonomy places the organism in Eukaryota, Metazoa, Arthropoda, Insecta, Diptera, Drosophilidae. The coding region runs from base 72 to 815 and encodes 247 amino acids. The record is from RefSeq and is a predicted model, not a curated record.
AUAAAAUUUUAGAAUGCAUAUAGACAUAUAUAAACAGUUUGCAAUUGGUAAAGAACUGAAAGAGUUCCAAAAUGUUGGACUCUACGGUUUUUAUUUUAUUCUUAAAUUUUAUGAUCUAUUGUAUGGCUGAUAAUUACUGCAGACCGGAUCUUUGUCCCAGCAGAAUCAACCAUAUUGCAUGUCAGCAAAAUCGAAACGGCUCUUUUGGUACCAACUGUCCAAAAAAUGUUACUGUUGUUAAACUCACUCAGGAUCAUAAAAAUCUUCUAAUCAAGGCUCACAAUAUAGUGAGACAAAAAUGGGCCAGUGGCAAGGCAAAGAUUCGAAGGCUCGCCUGCAAAAUGGCUACUAUAGAAUGGAACAAGGAUUUGGAAAAUUUGGCACUACUAAAUGCCAAAACCUGUCUUAUGGAGCAUGAUUAUUGUCACAAUACCGAAAAGUUUCGUCAAUCUGGUCAGAAUUUAUUUGCAGCAGGAUUUUGGAAAUCAAUGCCGAUCACCACAAGGGAAUUGUUGGAGAUAGCAGUUCAGAUGUGGGCUGGUGAGGAAAGGGACAUAAAAGCUUCGGAUUUGCAAAAGUUACCCGUGACUCAACCAAAAGUCAUAGGUCACUUGACCGUUUUGAUCAAUGAAAAAAAUGAUGCCGUGGGCUGUGGUCUUGUUUCUUAUACAGUUGGCGAAGAUCGGAAAUUCAAUUUGGCCUGUAACUACGCCUAUUCAAAUGUCUUGGGGCAGAGUGUCUAUAGCGAAUGCCCCACAGCAGGCAGCAAGUGUCGCAAGGGAUUAAACUCCCAGUAUCCAGCAUUAUGUGCGUAAAAAAUAAAUUUAUAGUUUUAGUCUAUUACUACCAAAGUUAUAUAUUAUAAAAAGAUCGAAAAGGACCAAUAAUCAUUAAGACCCUUAAGCUAUA